Molecule: messenger RNA, 7950 nt
Organism: Poecile atricapillus (Black-capped chickadee)
Lineage: Eukaryota; Metazoa; Chordata; Aves; Passeriformes; Paridae
Gene: PECAM1
Product: platelet and endothelial cell adhesion molecule 1
Exons: 18
Coding region: 271-2466 (731 amino acids)
Biological process (GO): cell surface receptor signaling pathway
Molecular function (GO): transmembrane signaling receptor activity
Source: RefSeq, a predicted model, not a curated record
CACUUCCUGACCAGUAAUCUGCCUGGGAGCAGCAGAUACAUUCUCAUUGUUUGCCAUUUCCAGUUUCCAGUAAUGGGAACGAUUACUUGAUGCAGCCAGUUUCUGCUGAAGAUCUGGGAAAACAUACAAAUUUUAAUGGCAAAUUUUUAUCAGUUUCCAUAAAAGAACUAGGGAAAAAAACGUAACGUGGUUUUGGUACCUGGAGGCAUCACCUCUGAUAAUGAAUAUUGCUUUAUUUUGGAAUUAAAGUGUCUGUUCUUCAGGAACGAGAUGUAUCUUGCUCUGCUGGUGAUUUUGUUGCAGUGCUCAGAAGUUUAUGCUCAGGGGAAAGUUUUUACUUUCAACAGAGUUGAAAUCAGGGUUCAGCCAUCUGUCAAAGUGAAGAAUGGAGCUCCAAUGUCAAUCAGCUGCCAUGCUGAUAUUAGCAAAAAUACUGAUUUCCAGCUGAAGCAUAAUUUUACAAUUUUUAAGGAUGGGAAGCUUGUGUUUAUGACCGUAUCAGACAAAGAAGAUGCAUGGUAUGAAAUACCUGUAGCCAGAUCUUCAGAUACAGGAGACUAUGAAUGUACUGUGAAAGCAGAUGGAAAGCUGGGUUUCAGUAGCUCCAUCUAUGUUUGGGUAGCAGGAAUGACCAAGCCAAUCCUGACUGCAGACAAAAAAGAAGUUAUAGAGGGUGAAGUUGUGAAAUUACGUUGUGAGCUGCCAGAAGAAGUACCUCCUUUGGAGUUCUUUUUCCGGAAGAUAAAGACAAAUUCAGCACCUAAGGAAAAACGUGUACCUGAACAAAACCAAAAUUUUUCUGAAGUGGAAUAUUAUGUUGAAGAGGGAGAUAAUAUUUUACAAUUUGAUUGCUUUGGCAAGAGACAAGUAAGAUCUGGAUGGGAAACCUCACAACACAGCAACAGAACACUUGUUACAGUCAAGGAACCAUUUAUAAAGCCCACUCUGAUCACCAAGCCCUCCAAUAAUGUUACAGAGGGAGACCAAAUAGAAUUUGAAUGCUCAACUGUGGUAGCUCAGAUUCGUGACAUUGAAAUCAUCUUCCAGAAAAACAGAACAAUACUAAACAGUGUACGAGAUAAGAAAUUUUUGAAAUACUCUACAGUAGCUACUCAAGAGGACAGUGGUGAAUACCUGUGUAAGGUGGAGCAAGGAGCGGUGUCUAAAACCACCAAACUGAAUGUCUUUGUGUCAGAAUUAUUCUCCAGGCCAACGCUGUCUGCUUCUAUGACUAAGUUGGAUGAAAGUAAAGAUUUGAUUUUGAGUUGCAACGUUAAUGGUGUUCGGAAAGCCAACUUCUCUAUAUUACGGAAAAGUCCCAGUGGAGAUGUCGUGUUGAAAAAUUCUAGAGUCUUACCAAUUAAAGUUAGUGUGAAUGAUACUGGAUUUUACACCUGCAAAGCUGAAGUAAAAGGAAUAGUCAAGGAGAGCGAAUCUGUAAGGAUAAAUGUUUAUGCUCCAGUCUCCAAGCCAACUCUUUCUGUUGUCAGUGGUUCACCAGAGGUGGUAUUAGGGAAGCCUCUACAAUUAAUCUGUCAUUCAGUGAUGGGAACACCACCGAUAACAUUCACAUUCUACAAAGGGGAUGAAAUUAAGAAAAAUGUAACUAAUGACACAUAUGCUACAUUCUUGGAUGAAGAUAUUGGGCUAAAUGACAAUGGAGGAUACAAAUGUGAUGCUAGAAACAAUCACUCCAGUGGUGUGAAAACUAGCAACAUUCUAAAUGUCACAGUGAUAGUGCCAAUCAGGGGUGCCAGUUUGGGCAGUAUUCCGUAUGGAGAAGUAGAAGUUGGCAGUGAUACUGCUUUCCUCUGCUCUGUAAAAGAAGGAUCUUUGCCAAUUGACUUCAAGUUUUUUAAAAAAACUGAUCGUGAAGUUCUUCUACAUGAAGUAAGGGAAUAUUCAGACAGAACCAUAUGGCACAAGAAAACAAUGAAGAGGAGGGACACAGGGACUUACUAUUGCAUGGCUUCGAACCGAGCCAGCGUGGAUGUGAGGAGCCGUCCAAUAACCAUCAGUGUCAUCUUAGCAGCUUGGCAGAAAGGAGUCAUUGCUGCAUUUGUCCUAACAGCCAUGGCAGGAGCAGGAGCAGUCGCUUUGUGGUGGUUUUUGCGUAAGAAGAAAAAGGCUAAAGGGCCAUCCAUGGAGAUGUCUGGUUCUCCCUUGGCUCCAAACUUGACAAGUGAAAAACUAACAAGACAGCCUAGUGAUGGAAACUACUAUUCAGGAUCAGGUUACAUUGAAGAUAAUGAAAACCACAUGAAAUCAACAGAUGAGAAUAAAGGACCUGACCUUGAGAGUGCUGAGGUGGAUUACACUGAAGUUGAAGUCUCCACGCUUGAUCCUCACAGAGCUCCUGAACAGAAGGGGACUGAAACAGUUUAUAGUGAAAUCAGAAAAACUAAUAAUGAUUCUAUGGAAAACAGGAAUUCUCAGAGAAUAUAUGGGCAUCCUGAUGCUACCUAGAAGAGUCACCUCAAAGAUCAGCUGGGAGAAGAAAACAAGCCAAGAUGGAAGAUGUUGAAAGUAUUUCAAAGGCUUUGCAGCAGUUAUUUAUGAGUUUGCCAGACUCGUCUUUUCAAAGUUUAUUUCCUUAGGAGGAACAAUAGAGAUGUUCCCAAAGCAUUUAAUGGAAAAAAAUUAGGAAUAAAAUUCUCAUAGGAAAGUGGCUCUAGAAACCACUGACCCAGGUUCUCAUCUGUAAUUUCUCCUGCUAAUGCAAUUGUGCCUUUUUUGCCUCCAAUUCAUCAUGCUCAAUGGAAACAAAGGGGGAGCUACAGCUGAGGAAGUACAUUUCUACAAUGCAGCAACUACUGUGAUAACAGUAGGACAUUGAAAUAUCUAAGCUUGCUUUAAACUCACAAAGCUGGUUAUCAGUGCCACCACUGUGGCAGAACAGAGCUCAGCACAGCCUGGCCAGCCAGGCAUGUACCUUGACAUGAUCUUGCAGCUUGUGCUGAGCUCCCUGUGCUGCAGCAGCUGGACUGCUACCAGGCUUGGAGCCAGCUCAGUUAUAGCUCACGGGGAUGUGACACUGCAGGGAGGGCCUGAGGGAAGAGUGAGCUCCAGGCUCCCUAAAAACUUGAAUAACUGUCAGAGAUUCAGCUUCACCAAGUGCUUCUAUCAGAGGCACAGUCUUUAUUCUUAGCUAAAUUUUUUUUCCCCUUUAAAAGUUCUGAUGCUUGUUGGUAAAUUUGAUGUGAUAGUUCUUCAAGAAAUGAUUGUCCAUCACAGUUAUUUUGGCUGAUUCUAUGAUAAGUCUUCAUUGAGUGGAUAUAACACACCCAGGUCUGCAAGUUUGUACCUGAAAAUGCUGUUAUGUACAAUCCUUAUUCCUUUGAUUUUAGGGAAAGAUCUGAAGUUGUACUUGUGCCCAGUUUCUCCAGUAUGGAAUUCCAUACCCAUCCUUUUUCUCUAUAGAAUGAUAAACCACUAACACAGAUCUAGUUUGGACACAGGUCUAAUCCUGCAGCCCAUGUUUUUGUUGGCUGCAUUAGUUUAAAAAAAGAACACAAAUCAAGAGAACAAAAAUACUGUCCCCAACCCCUUAACCAGCUGUGUUUUGACAUUGCAGUUGCUCUUUUUUUCUUACUUCAAAUUAAAUUCCUGCAACAUCUGAGUCACAGGUAAGAAGGUUCUCAUUUUAAUUACAAAAUAGUGAAAAAGAGGCCAUGGGUUUGUAUAUAUUUAUAUAGUUACUGCUUUAAGCGUUGCAUCAAAGGUGCAAAACCAGCAAGAAACACAAAAGGGUUUUAUAUCCUCCAUUCCAAAUGUUUAAAAUUUCAAGCUGAAAAAAAUACUGAUUAAUAUCUCUAAUUUGUUGUUCCCUGUGUAAGUUUGUGCACAUUGUGCAUUUUAUUUUUCCCUGUGUUUGUAUCAUGAGCCUAUCACAACUGACUUCAUAGCUCUCUUCUGUUGACAAAUGUUCUUUCAGCAUCCCAUGAGUGUCCAUGCAAAUGCGUUAGUAUAAGAAAUGUGAAAAGGUAUUUUAAUAAAGAAAACUCUGAAUUGAACUUUGGACUGGAUCUUGCACAUUCAAUUGCAAUUGAAUGCCUGUGAAGUUUUUUAUUCAUGAUGAGCCACAGAUCUAUCGUAUGGAUUGGCAUUUGGAAGAUGCCCUCUCUGCCACAGAUUCCAGGUUCUUAUAUCUGGAGUCAGGAACCCAUUUAACAGCAGAUAACAAAAGUAUUUCAGAGUAUGGGACAAUAAUUAGCAGACAUCACCAGUGAAGAGAAGGUAAAUGGGCCCAUGAGCAAACAACUACACAAGGAGUCCUGAUAUGAGCAUGUGCCAAACAAGCCUCAUGAUCCCAUUGGAAAUAUUUGGGAAGAGAUAAAAGGAGAUCUUGGCAUGAAGGUUCAUUACAGUGAAGAAAGAAAAUUAAAAGAAGAUGAAAUGAGGGACAGAGGGGAAUGAGAAGGGCUGGUAGAGAGAAAUCCUCCAGACUGUGGAAGGUUUGGAAGAAACAACCCAUCAGUCCAGUCACCUUAACAGCUUCACACUUCAUGGUGUUGGUGCUGCUCUGGGGAGUGUGCUUGACAGAAUCAGCACUGUGGAGGUGGCUUGUCCCAAACUUUCCUGUGUUUAUCAUUGUCGGGUGACCACUAGGAGAAGCAGAAAAUAUAUGUGUUAACAAAAAGUCCAGUUGCAGGUAAUGGCACCACUGACCCAGGUUUCUGCUGCUCCCAGUGUGUCAGUCCUGGAUGGGGAUGUGGGGUCCUAAGGCACUAAGGCACCUGUGUGAUGCACCAGCCUGGGAAUGUGUGCUUCAAAAGAAAAUAUCCUAUUACACUGUUAUUCAGAUGUUAUAAUCCAAGCCCUGCUGAGUGCUUGCAGAGGAGCUGUGACUGCUGAAAUCACCUGUUUCCACAAAGCACUGUCAGCGCUGCGUAGGGAGAGCUUGGCUUUAAAUCCUCUGCACUGCCUUGUUUAUUUAUAUUUUAACUACAUGCAGAGCCAAGUCUCCACUGUGACUGACACAAUUUCACUUUGCAAAUCAAUGAGACAGCACUACAAGGGCAGAAGAGUCUUUCCUGAGAACUUGUGUUGUUCAGAGCCCUGAGUGAGUGCAGUCCUUACAGAAUUAACCUGAGCCAAACUCCUGAGCUCCCUGGGGCUCUCACCACCCUCCCAGCACAGUGGGACCUUCUGGAGUGGUUCAAGCACCAACCAGCUGGGAAACUCUGCCUUGUGUGGGGAGAAGUGCUCCCAAGGCAGUGACAAAGAGGGCUGCUGGUCUGUCCCAGGAGCAGAGGAGACAGAGAAGUUGACAAAGAUGGGACAAAGAUGAGAGCUUUGUCUUAAGUGGGCUGAAUCAUGGUAUUACUGGAAGGGGUGAACUUGGCAUCUGUUUGAUAAUAGGCUGUGAAAGUGUAAGAGGAGAAAAAAUUGUCAACUCUAUUAAGAUGUGGUCAGAGUGUAAGUCAAUUAAUGAAAAUUACAGCCACGAAGGUUAUUAAAUUAACAUGAGAUUGUCAAUAGGAAAUAUAGAUUGCUUUUGAAUAAUUUGAAAUUAUUUAAAGCAUGAUAAAAAUCUCACAGUCUCCCAUAAUGCAGAGCUUAGGUUUCAUUUUAUUACUGUUUUGAGUUUUUAAAAUAUUUUUGUUUCAACUUUGUGCUGAUUAAAGGAACAGGAGUUUUAAAGAGCAUUCUUACUAGGAAUGCUGAGAGCUGCAGUAGCUGUUAGGAGGCAGAAGCUCAGGGGUGGUUGGAGGUGAGCUGUGAUUCUGCAGUGUGAUCCACAGUAGAGCUGGAAACACAGAAAGCCAAGGAUGUCUGAAUGCAGUCCUUGCACACAAAGUGAUGGAUCACAUUUUCUAGGCACUUCCUCAGGGCUGCAAGAACCACUCUGAAUGGGCUUAGGGCACACAUUGGCACUGUGGAAAAACUGGUUCCACCUGUGAAUGCUGGGGCUGAAAUAGCCUCCAGAUAAUCUGUCCACCCUGGCCGGGAGCUGGGGAACUUCAGGCAGCAGAGAGGGGAAAUUCGCAGCUUCUGGAGAGAGAUUCAUGUUCCUCCCAGGGAGCUUGGGGACCAGUUGAUCUCUGCAGAAGGAUGGUAUGUUCAGCAUGACUGAAGGUAUUAGCUGGCUCAGCCCUGGAGCCUCAGAACAUUGUGUACACUGCGGAAAUCCAGUUUAGUCAUGGCUGGAGGGAGGUAAGGGCGGGCUAGAAACAACCUGACACACACCUGUGCUUUGUCAAACAAGAAACCCUGAAAGGGGUGUCUUUAAGUAUCAUUUCCUCUUCCUUUUUUUUUUAUUUUUUUUUUUUAAUUGAAGCUGAUCUCUUCCCACUGAGUUGCUUCCUUUCUGGCUGUUCCAGAAUGAAUCACACAGCCCUACAUGUCUGUCUGUAUUCCCAAGGGGACCGUGGAAAGUUAACCUGACUAAUGUCCCCUGCAAGGAGAAAAUGAUAAUUGAUGCUUUUUAAUUACAAGUUUCCUGCAUUAUGGUCUAGUUUUUCAGCUUAUAAUCAUUAACAGUAUAAUAGAGACUUAAGUAAAUUGUUGCCUUUUCCUCUUUUGUAGCAUAUGUAGGUCAGAUUUUCAUGUGUAAGAGUUAUUAUCUCUGACACACUAAUGAGUGCACUGAGUGCUGACAAAGGUCACAUCUGUGUUUUCUUCAUUGCAUACAAACAUUGAGAGGGCUGUGUGCUCCUCAUGGCUGUGUCUUCUAGAGUCAUUUCACUGGUCCAAAAUCACUGGCUGCUUUCCACAAAGCACAAAUCACAACUUUACUCCUGCUUUGUACUUCUGUCAGUGAAAGAUGAGGCUGAGGGCAGAGGAGCGUCAGCAUCAUCAUGUCCCCAGAACAUGUCCCCUUCAUGCAUCCUUGGCUUUUCAAGCUCUGUGCACUUGCAGUCAAAGGAAUAAAGUUGCUGCCUUUCCAUGAGGAAAUGAAUGGAGCUUUUAUGUCCCGUCUUUGACCAAAGCACUUAAAAGGUUUUGUGCCCAGCAGAUUGUUUCUAAUAGCAGGGAAAAUUGAUCACUCAGGUACUUUGAUGCAGCCCUUCUAUUUACAAAGAAAGUACAAAAUUCCGUUUCCUCUAAAAUCAGAGGAAUCAGACAAUAUUCUCUUUCUCUGCAUGCAAUUUCAAUCCUUUUAGCCAGCACUUAUCCAGAAGCACUUUUUUAUUCUCAAGGUCGUUUUUGUAGGUUUCAUCUGGUUCUGCCUGGUUUGGAGAGAAGUCUGCUCCUGUAGGAGUUGGGAGCUCCCUGUCACCCCAAGCACUGCCCUCCUCUCUGCAUCUUCCAAGCCUAUGUUUUACAGCUGGCAGAAACCUUGAAUGCAACAGCUUCUCCUCCAGAUUUGCCCUUUUGCUUUCUUAGGGUGGCUGUUCCUCUUUCAGCUGCCUGCUUGUGUAUGAGAACUUGGCUGUUUCUUAUGCAAAAGAAGAUCAAGUGAAAGGCAACAUUAAACCUGUUUGGGUCUCAUAAGCUUUUGCCUGAAGUCUGUCGUCAGUUGGGGUUACACACUCAGCAUGUGGCAUUGUACUGAUGCCAAGUAAGACCUUUGCACACUUAGUGACAAGGAGCAGUGAUGGGAUUGGGGCAAGAUGAGGUUCUCAUUGCCCAAGUGUUUUUACUCCAUACUCCCCUUCCAACUAGAGAGAAAUACCUCUUUGACCAACGAGCAGGAUGCAUUGCUAAUGCCCAUUUAGAUUUCUCUGUAUUCCUUGCCCUAUUUAUUGUAUUUAACCUUGGAUUUAUUUGUAGAGAACUGCUCAGAGAGUCUUGUUUAACAGAGGAAGAAACCAGAAGAAAGCCUGGACAUGGUGUGUUUUCUUGCAAUAUUGCCCUGGACUGUUUCCAGUCUGUUAAUGGAUGAACACUGACAUCUAAACCAUCCCCAGGGGAGGUUCAAGAUCCAUCUGACUUCAGUAAGAGGUUCCUAAAUAGCUGUAACAAGCCCAUACUUCAAGAGAAAUAAAUUUUGCUAUUUUUAAAACA